AUGCAAGCCGAUUUGAAAGAUGAUCAGAGGAUGGAAGAUCUGAUGCAGAGAGGAAGAAGUGAUGGUUCUCCAAGUGGAGAUGGUGAGAAAAACCAAGAUGAGCAGAUGGAGGAUGCUGAGGCAGAGCAAGAGGAGGAUGAGCUCCCCAUGUACCAAGAGCACUACAAUGCUCUCUUCUCCAUGGACUUUGUGAGACCAAGUACCCACAUGAUGACACAAUGA
Molecule: messenger RNA, 222 nt
Organism: Microthlaspi erraticum
Lineage: Eukaryota; Viridiplantae; Streptophyta; Magnoliopsida; Brassicales; Brassicaceae
Source: the annotation of a GenBank genome assembly